Hymenoscyphus albidus is the source of this 1430-nucleotide messenger RNA. The record is from the annotation of a GenBank genome assembly. Lineage: Eukaryota; Fungi; Ascomycota; Leotiomycetes; Helotiales; Helotiaceae.
AUGGAAGGGAAACCCUUAUGUUCAGUACUGUUUCGUUUGCAAAGAGUGGUCGAUCCAAAGCCACAAAAGAACGUUCUGCGCCUUACUAUGGACAAUCCACCAAGCAGUUUGGCUGUGAGACGUGUCGAGUGCUCAAGGUAGGUCCUUGCAGGCCAAGGCAGUACCAACAAUAUCUAGACAAAGGGAAGAAAGUGGGCUGAUUUACUUUGCAAGACAGGUCAAAUGUUGCUGUGGCAAGUCGUCUGGUUCUGGCUCUAGUUCUGGCUGUACUCGCUGUCUGAGCCUCAAGAUUCCUUGCGAGUACGAUGGGGUUAAGUAUCCUCGGCCGCAACUCUCCAGAAGGCGGACAAGAGCAUAAGUUUAAGCCGACGCGAAUCGUUGUCCGCGCCUCUGAAGAAAAAAGACAACUCCAACUAUGAUGUUGUUGUAGACGAGGAACCAUCCCUCACGGACGUUUAUCCACCACCCCGCGAUACAUCGCCGGGGGACUUUCCUGCGACCGAGGAUUCGAGUGAUGGACAGAAAACCGUGGUUGGAAGUAACUCCACGCUGUUUUUUGAGGAUGGCGGUGCGACCUUAGAGGCUAUGGAUGAUACUACCACAUUUGGCGAUUUUGAAGAUUCGCUAGACUGGGCACUGACAAGCGAUGAUUAUACUUCUUCAUCAGAUCCAAAACAAUCCCUUUUCGCCUUUGACUCCAGCCCAAACCACAAAGGUACUAGCGCCAACACGAUCCAAUAUUCGAAUCCAGUUCUUUCUACAAGUAUCUUCCAACCGUCGAACUUGAGCCAGAACCUCUAGGGAACUUCGUCCUCCUUCUCCCUAGCCUCCCCCUCCUCACCAUGUCCAUGCUCUUGCUCUUGUUCCGCCCCAUCUCUCCAGCUCGCUAUUCAGUUACGCUAUCGGUCCAGCAUGUGCUCGCCAGAGUCCCCAAGGGGAAACGCCAUAUCGCUAGAGCAAAGCUUGUCACGGAUCCUCACUGCUCACGCCAGCGCAGCACAGUUAGGCAAUGUUAUGACGGCAUGUGCAUCUCGAUGCCUGACCCAAGCCUCCAACGCGGUGCAAUGGGUCAUGUUGAGUGAACAGCUUGUUGAUAUUUACGCUGCACUUGUCGGGCAGCUAUCGGAUGUGCGUACUGCUGUAAGUGAUGGCACGCCAGAUGCAGAAAUAGCUGCGACGAUGCCGCUGAGGGUCAGCGAGUAUAUGAUAGAAAGUGCGGUGGAGAAAGAAGCGAUUCUUUCGCAGCUUGUGAAUCAAAGAAUGAACACUCUGGGCUUAUUUGCAGUGACGCACCGAGAGCAGUUGGGAAGUGCGUCUGGAGUAGGGGAAUGUCGUGGAAGGUUGAAUGCUGCAGUUCAGAAGUUAGCGAUGUCAAGAGAUAGAUCUAACCGAAUAUAGGAGCACGGGAGGAAAUCUUUGUUGAAACUUGA